Molecule: messenger RNA, 4597 nt
Organism: Vicugna pacos (alpaca)
Lineage: Eukaryota; Metazoa; Chordata; Mammalia; Artiodactyla; Camelidae
Gene: ASTN2
Product: astrotactin 2
Biological process (GO): neuron migration; neuron cell-cell adhesion
Cellular component (GO): membrane; endosome
Molecular function (GO): inositol 1,3,4,5 tetrakisphosphate binding; protein binding
Source: RefSeq, a predicted model, not a curated record
AAUGAGCUGCCGGGGCGCAUCGCGGUGCAGGACGACCUGGACAACACAGAGCUGCCCUUCUUCACCCUGGAGAUGUCAGGCACGGCAGCGGACAUCUCGCUGGUGCACUGGCGGCAGCAGUGGCUGGAGAAUGGCACCUUGUACUUCCACGUCUCCAUGAGCAGCUCUGGACAGCUGGCCCGGGCCACCGCCCCCACCCUCCAGGAGCCCUCAGAGAUCGUAGAGGAGCAGAUGCACAUUCUCCACAUUUCUGUGAUGGGUGGCCUCAUCGCGCUGUUGCUGCUGCUGCUGGUGUUCACGGUGGCACUCUACGCCCAGCGGCGCUGGCAGAAGCGUCGCCGCAUCCCCCAGAAGAGCGCUAGCACAGAAGCCACUCACGAGAUCCACUACAUCCCCUCCGUGCUGCUGGGCCCCCAGGCCCGGGAAAGCUUCCGCUCCUCCCGGCUGCAGGCCCACAAUUCCGUCAUCGGCGUGCCCAUCCGGGAGACCCCCAUCCUGGACGACUAUGACUACGAGGAGGAGGAGGACCUGCCCCGGCGGGCCAACCAUGUCUCCCGGGAGGACGAGUUUGGCAGCCAGGUGACCCACACCCUGGACAGCCUGGGCCGACCAGGGGAAGAGAAAGGGGACUUCGAGAAGAAAGCGGCAGCCGAGGUGACGCAGGAGCCAGUGGAGUCCCUGAUGCAGAAGUUCAAGGAGAGUUUCCGUGCCAACACGCCCAUCGAGAUCGGUCGGCUGCAGCCAGCACCACGCAGCGCCUCGGCAGGGAGGAGGAAGAGAAGAAGCAGGUCCCGAGGGGGCAUCAGCUUUGGGAGGACCAAGGGGACGUCGGGUUCAGAGGCAGACGACGAAACGCAGCUGACGUUCUACACGGAGCAGUACCGCAGCCGUCGCCGCAGCAAAGGUUUGCUGAAAAGUCCAGUGAACAAGACGGCCCUGACUCUGAUUGCUGUGAGCUCCUGCAUCCUGGCCAUGGUGUGUGGCAGUCAGAUGUCCUGUCCACUCACUGUGAAGGUGACUCUGCAUGUGCCGGAGCACUUCAUUGCAGACGGGAGCAGCUUUGUGGUGAGUGAAGGGAGCUACCUGGACAUCUCCGACUGGUUAAACCCGGCCAAGCUGUCCCUGUAUUACCAGAUCAAUGCCACCUCCCCAUGGGUGAGGGACCUCUGCGGACAGAGGACGACAGACGCCUGUGAGCAGCUCUGUGACCCAGAAACCGGAGAGUGCAGUUGUCAUGAAGGCUAUGCCCCAGACCCAGUUCACAGACACCUGUGUGUGCGCAGUGACUGGGGACAGAGUGAAGGACCCUGGCCUUACACGACACUCGAGAGGGGCUACGAUCUGGUGACAGGGGAGCAAGCCCCUGAAAAGAUUCUCAGGUCUACUUUCAGCUUGGGCCAAGGACUCUGGCUUCCUGUCAGCAAAAGCUUUGUGGUUCCGCCCGUGGAGCUGUCCAUCAACCCCCUGGCCAGCUGCAAGACCGACGUGCUCGUCACGGAAGACCCUGCAGAUGUCAGGGAAGAAGCGAUGCUGUCCACAUACUUUGAAACCAUCAAUGACCUGCUGUCCUCCUUUGGGCCAGUCCGUGACUGCUCUCGGAACAACGGGGGCUGCACUCGAAACUUCAAGUGUGUGUCUGACCGCCAGGUGGACUCCUCGGGAUGUGUGUGCCCGGAGGAGCUGAGGCCCAUGAAGGACGGCUCCGGCUGCUAUGACCACUCCAAAGGCAUCGACUGCUCCGAUGGCUUCAACGGUGGCUGUGAGCAGCUAUGCCUGCAGCAGACACUGCCUUUGCCCUACGACGCCACCUCCAGCACCAUCUUCAUGUUCUGCGGCUGUGUGGAGGAGUACAAACUGGCUCCCGAUGGAAAAUCCUGCCUCAUGCUCUCAGAUGUCUGCGAGGGCCCCAAGUGCCUCAAACCGGACUCCAAAUUCAACGACACCCUCUUUGGAGAGAUGCUGCAUGGUUACAACAACCGGACCCAGCAUGUGAACCAAGGCCAAGUCUUCCAGAUGACUUUUAGGGAGAACAACUUCAUCAAGGACUUCCCUCAGCUGGCCGACGGGCUGUUGGUGAUCCCGCUGCCGGUGGAGGAGCAGUGCCGGGGGGUCCUCUCCGAGCCCCUCCCGGACCUCCAGCGGCUCACUGGCGACAUCAGGUAUGACGAGGCCAUGGGUUACCCCAUGGUGCAACAGUGGCGGGUCCGCAGCAACCUGUACCGCGUGAAGCUCAGCACCAUCACCCUCUCAGCAGGCUUCACCAACGUCCUCAAGAUCCUGACCAAGGAGAGCAGUCGGGAGGAGCUGCUGUCCUUCAUCCAGCACUACGGCUCCCACUACAUCGCAGAGGCCCUCUACGGCUCCGAGCUCACCUGCAUCAUCCACUUUCCCAGCAAGAAGGUCCAGCAGCAGCUGUGGCUCCAGUACCAGAAAGAGACCACGGAGUUGGGCAGCAAGAAGGAGCUCAAGUCCAUGCCCUUCAUCACCUACCUCUCAGGUCUGCUGACGGCCCAGAUGCUGUCAGAUGACCAGCUCAUCUCAGGUGUGGAGAUCCGCUGUGAAGAGAAAGGCCGCUGUCCAUCUACCUGCCACCUUUGCCGCCGACCGGGCAAAGAGCAGUUGAGCCCCACCCCGGUGCUGCUGGAGAUCAACCGUGUGGUACCGCUUUACACUCUCAUCCAGGACAAUGGCACCAAGGAGGCCUUCAAGAGUGCACUGAUGAGCUCCUACUGGUGCUCAGGGAAAGGGGACGUGAUCGAUGACUGGUGCAGGUGUGACCUCAGUGCCUUUGAUGCCAGUGGGCUCCCCAACUGCAGCCCCCUCCCGCAGCCGGUGCUGCGGCUCUCCCCAACCGUAGAGCCCUCCAGCACCGUGGUCUCCUUGGAGUGGGUAGAUGUUCAGCCAGCUAUUGGGACCAAGGUCUCUGACUAUAUUCUGCAGCACAAGAAGGUGGAUGAAUACACAGAUACAGACCUCUACACGGGAGAAUUCCUGAGUUUUGCCGAUGACUUACUCUCUGGCCUGGGCACAUCUUGUGUAGCAGCUGGUCGAAGCCAUGGAGAGGUCCCUGAAGUCAGUAUCUACUCCGUCAUCUUCAAGUGUCUGGAGCCCGACGGUCUCUACAAGUUCACCCUCUAUGCUGUGGACACACGAGGGAGGCACUCAGAGCUCAGCACCGUGACCCUGCGGACUGCCUGCCCGCUGGUGGAUGACAACAAAGCAGAAGAGAUCGCCGACAAGAUCUACAAUCUGUACAAUGGGUACACAAGUGGCAAGGAGCAGCAGACUGCCUACAACACGCUGAUGGAAGUCUCAGCCUCCAUGCUGUUUCGAGUCCAGCACCACUACAACUCUCACUAUGAGAAGUUCGGCGACUUCGUCUGGAGGAGUGAGGACGAGCUGGGGCCCAGGAAGGCCCACCUGAUCCUGAGGCGCCUGGAGAGGGUGAGCAGCCACUGUUCCAGCCUCCUGCGCAGUGCCUACAUCCAGAGCCGUGUGGACACCGUGCCCUACCUUUUCUGCCGCAGCGAGGAGGUCCGGCCUGCCGGUAUGGUGUGGUACAGCAUCCUCAAGGACACCAAAAUCACAUGCGAGGAGAAGAUGGUGUCCAUGGCCCGAAACACUCCCAAGGCAGGAGCUUUCAGGUGGAGACCACGCGGCCUUUCCUGUUCUUCUUCCUCCGGCCGCACUCAGCUUCCUUCCUGCCAUGGACCCCAGGAGGAGACCUACGGAGAGACAGUUGGACCUCUUCAGCAUCAGGAUGGAGGCCCCGAGGAUGGGUGCAGUGAGGAAGCUUGGGUCUUUAGGACCUUUUAUUUUUCAGACGUGUUUGAAUUUGCAGGACCCCUGCCUCUUCCUGCUGCCUGUGGGUCUGCCCAGAGUCCCUGCAGGACUUUCCAUGCAUUAAAAAUUCCUAUUGUCUCUCUUUCUGCUUGGGUGGUGUUUCUUACAAAUGGGGGGCCUCUGUUUAUUCAGUCAACAAAUAUUUCGUGAUUAUCUACUAUAUAGUAGGCACUGGGCAUGCAGCUAAAGACAGAGAUGCUCCCUGUUCUCAGGGAAUAUACAGCCCAGUGGAAAUGAUAGAGAAACCACCAGUUACUUCAGGCUGUGGUAGGGGAAGGUUGGAGGUUCCUGGAGCUCAUUGCUGGGUCAUGAGACAAACUGGAGGGGUUCUGAGAUGCAUUCUUGAAAAAGUAAUGCCUACGCCCAAAAGAUGGGUUGGGGGUGGGGUUUGCUCUAGGCAAGUGGGACACCGUGAACAAAAGUCCAGAGAUAAGAGAAAAAACCCCUUCAAGAGCUGAACGCACUUUCAUUGAGAAUGGAGAUCAAAGUAGGAAGAAGCAGGAGGUGAGUCUGGGAGCUAGGCAUAGCAUUGGAAGUCUCAGGGAAACAGUCUGAUGGUAUUUGAAGUAACUGAGAGUCACUGCAGAACAUUAACACAGGAGUCGACUUGUUCUUUAAGAAAAACCAUCCCAGAUCCAGAGCGUAGGUUGGACUGGAGAAAGCUUCGAAGAAGAGAGUGACUUCUGUCAUUUUCCAGACGUGAUGGCAGUUUGGAUCCUGAGGUAAUGGGGAAGACCUUCCACCAUUCGAUCUC